AUGCUUCUCCCACGGCGACCGGUCAUCCUCCUCGGCGUCUGCUUCUCCCUCAUACUCUUCCUUACGGCCCGGAGCCUCUCACGACCAUGGCGUGACGUACCCCAGGUAAUUGGUCUGGGCGAUCUGGUCCCUUUCUCGUCUAAUAUAACCCGGACUUGGAAUACAACCAGUGGCCAUAGAAACUAUGACCUCUUUGCGCCGCCGCCGGAUUUCGUCCCCGGUACCCCCAAACCACCGGGUUACAAGUACUCCAAGGUGAUGGUCGUCACGAGGACCAAGGAAGAAGAUACCAGCUGGAUCGCCGAGGAACUCCCCGAUUGGGAUCAUGCCAUCUACGUCGCCGAUGACCCCACAGCGCCGCUCCACCCACCCAAAAACAAGGGCCACGAGGUCAUGAUCUACCUCACCUACAUCAUCGACCACUAUGGCCAGCUCCCAGACAUAGCGGUGUUUAUGCACUCGCAUCAAUUCGCCUGGCACAAUGAUAAUCUCUUCGCCGGGGAUGCAGCGCAGUUGCUCCGCCGCUUGAAUCUGAACCGUGUCAUCCGUGAAGGCUACAUGAACACUCGCUGCGGGUUCGGCCCGGGUUGUCCAGCCUGGAUGCAUCCUGGUGCCGUCGAGGAAGACGAGUCCAAGCAAGAGGAGAUCAUGCUCGCCCGCGCGUGGGGCGAGUUGUUCCCCGACCAGCAGAUCCCAUCUGUCCUGGCACAACCGUGCUGUGCACAAUUCGCCCUAUCUCGCGACCGCAUUCACUCCAUCCCGCGGGCCCGGUUUGUUUUCUACCGCGAUUGGCUGCUAUCAACGGAUUUGAGUGAUUACAUCACCGGUCGCAUCUGGGAGUAUCUGUGGCAGUAUAUUUUCACAGGGGAGGCUGUGCUCUGCCCCGAUGAGAAUAUAUGUCUGUGUGAUGGGUACGGGUUGUGUUUUGGUGGCGACGAGGAAUGGAAGACCUAUCAAAAACUCGAAUCGCAACGAGGGGAGCUCCAGCGGGAAUUGGAUAAUUGGAUGUGGUUGUCUGACGACAUUGAAUUCACGAAGAACGCCAACGAGCUUGAUGAGACUGCCGAGUUGGAUAUUCCCGAGAUCGGGAAGAACGGGGACCUUUUCGAACAACUCCAGGAUAAGGAGCGUGAGCUCAUUGCUACCCUGCAGAUUGCACUUGACCGUGGCAAGAAUCCCCAGUACCGGGCACAGGAGGCUGGUCGUCCUUGGAAAGAGGGUGAUGGGUUCUAA
Molecule: messenger RNA, 1233 nt
Organism: Penicillium paradoxum
Lineage: Eukaryota; Fungi; Ascomycota; Eurotiomycetes; Eurotiales; Aspergillaceae
Product: DUF3431 domain-containing protein
Exons: 1
Coding region: 1-1233 (410 amino acids)
Source: RefSeq, a predicted model, not a curated record